AUGAAGGUAAAAGUAUUCAAAUCGAAAGGCGCCGACCGUAAGCACAAGACAGACCGGGAACGGCUGGCCCGGCAACCGGACAGCACCCUAUACUACCAGCCCUCAUACGAUUGUACACUAUUCACCAUAUUCAACGAGGACGACGUUUACAUACCGACAUCUAGCUCGCCGACCACCACCGACACCGAACAACACCAGCAGCACCAGGUGUCCAGUUAUACCGGGGGUACCGGUGCUGGUGGUUGUGGUGGUGGGGCUGUGUCCACGAGUUUGUGUAAUGAUAGCUCAUCCCAAUCGUCAACAUUGCAGCACAAUAUGGCCACCUCUUCGUCCAUUAUCACCACAGCCUCAUCCUCUUCGGGCUACCUGUCUUCGCACCCAUCGGACGACAGCCUACCAUCGCUGGUCACAUCUGGCGUGAAAACAGCUCUGCCAUCGGACGCCACGCCAACCGAGACCUACGAGUGGCUGAACCGGAAUCGCUUCCACCGUUUGACAGAUGUGUUGAUGAACUUCUCGGCCGAAGACCUGCGGCGCCUCUCGCGCGACGACUUG
Medioppia subpectinata is the source of this 555-nucleotide messenger RNA. Lineage: Eukaryota; Metazoa; Arthropoda; Arachnida; Sarcoptiformes; Oppiidae. The record is from the annotation of a GenBank genome assembly.